Molecule: messenger RNA, 3564 nt
Organism: Rotaria socialis
Lineage: Eukaryota; Metazoa; Rotifera; Eurotatoria; Philodinida; Philodinidae
Source: the annotation of a GenBank genome assembly
AUGAUCAUUGGGAUGGAUUUUAUUAAUCGAUAUAAUCUAUCUAUCGAUGUUAAGAAACAACUAGUUUCUAUUGAGGUGAGGAAUCAACGAAUUCUAAUUCCGAUCGUUAAUGUAAUGAAAUCGAUUAAAAUACCAGUUAUUUCUUCUAAUACUAUUUUAUUACCAUCUAACUCAACCCGAAAAAUAUCAGUCGCAAUUCCUAUUUCAUCUAUUUCUUUACCAUUUAUUCCAACUUUUUCGUUUAAAUCUCAUAUACCUGUUGAUUACAAAGACAACACUCUUGCUUUUCAUAAUUAUCGUUCAGAUGUUCUAUUAUAUAAUGCUAUGAGACAUCCGAAAGUCAUUAAAAAAGGCACGCGUUUAGGGUAUUUGUUAUGUUGUUCUACGUUUCAGCAUCCUCGUAUGUUUUACUCGUCACAUUAUCGUUUACAUGGAACUACCAGAUGUACUGGUAUGAAUCCAGCAUUCAGUAAUUCGAUAAUAAAAGAUGAUUUUCACAUUCGUUCAUCUGCAUUAAGUAACAAUAAUAGCACAUGCACUAAUCGCUUCAUUCGUUAUUCAGCCGACAAACUAUCAUCAUCUAAAAAAGUAUCUAAUUCUACUGUAACACAACAUUUAAAUUUACUCGUGCAAAAUGUUCAAAACGAUGAACAUAAACGAGAUCUUCUAGCGUUGCUAAGACAGUUUUCUAAUAUUUUUGAUACUACUAGACAUAAUGUAGCUAAUACUCCAAUACCACAUGUUAUUAAUACGAUUCCUCAUUCACCCCCUGCCAGUAGACCUUAUCCACAGCCGGAUAAGGAAGAAAUCAUGUAUCAGUUUAUUCAGGAAUUUCUGCAAGCAGGUCUUAUUUCGGAAUCGAAUUCGCCGUACGCUGCACCAGCAAUACUGGUCAAGAAAAAAGAUAAUUCGUAUCGUUUUGUUGUAGAUUAUAAACGUCUGAAUGCUAUAACUAUUAAAGACUCUUUUCCUCUUCCUAAUAUGGAAGAUACUAUAUUUAAGCUAGGAAAAGGAUUUAGUUAUUUCUCGAAAUUUGAUCUAAAGUCGGGUUUUUAUCAGAUACCGAUUAAUGAGGCGGAUAAGAUGAAAACAGCAUUUAUAACACCAUUUGGUUUGUAUCAAUUCAAUGUUUUACCAAUGGGUUUGAGGAACUCGCCUCCUACGUUUCAGAAAGUCAUGACAGAUACAUUAAAAUCUUGUCGUUCUUUUUGUCUAGUUUAUCUAGAUGAUAUUAUUAUCUUUUCUGAGUCGUUUUCUGAUCAUUUGUAUCAUCUUCGAUGCGUAUUUUCAGCUUUACACGACAAAAAUCUACUAUUAAAUCCUCCGAAAUGCGAAUUAGCCGUUCAGCGAAUUAAUUAUCUAGGUCAUACUAUUAAAAAAGAUAGUAUUACACCGAUGAAGGAUAAAAUAGAAGCUAUUUUACGAAUACCAGAACCACAUACAUUAGCACAAGCGAAUCGCUUUCUUGGUUCUUUAGGAUGGUAUAGGAAAUUCUUACCAAAGUUCGCUGACGUAGCAGCACCAAUUCAUGCUGUUACUAAUCUUACUAAACCUAAUCGCAAAAAGUUUAAGUGGGAACUAGUUCAGUCUAAAGCUUUUCAUCAACUUAAACACAUGCUUAUUACUGAACCUUUAUUUCUACAUUUUCCUAUAGAUAAUUCACCUUUAAUCUUAACUACAGAUGCUAGUGAUACCGGAUUAGGUGGUGUUUUACAGCAAAAGGUUAAUGGACAACUUCAUAAUCUGUAUUAUCAUUCGCAGAUUAUGACGCCAUGUCAAAGAAAAUAUAGUACCAUCGAGAAAGAGGCGUUAGCCAUCUAUAGGUGUUUCGAUCGUAUGCGUUCUUUUAUCUUAGGUAGAACUAUUAUCAUCAUGACUGAUCACUGUCCAUUAUGUUAUAUUAUGAAAAAGACAAUUAAAAAUGCUAGAGUGAAUCGCAUCACACAUCUUAUUCAGGAAUAUAAUAUCGAUAAAGUAGUUCAUAUUCGAGGUCAAUAUAACUGUCUACCGGAUUAUCUUUCACGUUAUUCAAAAGAACAGUUUGACGAUUUAUUUGAUAUCGAAUAUGGUCUAGCUAGUAAAACUCUUUCUACGUUAUCAUCAUCAGCACCUAAUAAUGAUACUAAUAAUAUAACAUCAGAUUCAUUAGUUUCUUCUACUAAUCCAAAACUUUUAGCAGCGAUGACUUUAAGACCGCGUAAAAAUCGACUUUACUAUGCAGAAGAAUCUAUUUCUCGUGAUAGUGACAUACAUAAUCAUCAUGAUUCUACAGAUACAUCGAAUUCUACGUUUAAUAGAAAAUCUAAAGUAACAUCCAAAUUUUCACAAAACUAUUUCGAUGUAGCUAAAUUACAAUUUGAACAAGAUCGAGAUCCUAAGAUACAGAACAUCAUAAAAAAGUUGUCUACUACGUCAAAUCACAGUUCAUUCAUCUUAGAAGAUAGUAAACUAUAUAAGGUAAUUAGUCAUCAGAACAAUUCUAACCGGAUCAUUAAAGCAUUGUAUUUACCAUCAUCAAUGAUAAAUUCAUUAUUAAAAGCGUGCCAUGAUGAUCCAUUAACAGGUGCUCAUUUUUCUACAGAUCGUAUGUACUAUAAAAUUCGUUCUCAUUUCUGGUGGCCCAGAAUGAAAAUCGACAUACAAUGUUACGUAAAAUCUUGUAGUUUAUGUACACAGUUUAAUAUAGAUCGCGCUAAACGAUAUGGUCAUUUACACUCUAUUCCACCUCCUGAAGGACCAUUCUCUCUCGUAGGUAUUGAUUUUUGCGGACCAUUACCAAGAACACCUCGUGAAAAUCAAUACGUACUUGUCAUUACAGAUUAUUUUACGCGAUAUAUAACAGCGAUAGCACUUCCUAAUUGUACAGCUGAAACUACAGCACGAGCCCUGUUUGAUGAUUUUUUUUGUAAGUUCGGUAUACCAUCAGCUAUUCUCAGUGAUCGUGGAACACAUUUUUUAAACACGCUGAUGGAAAAUAUAAAAAAUCUCAUAGGUUACAAUCAUAUCUAUAGUACUCCGUAUCAUCCUCAAACAAAUGGUGUAGUAGAGCGUUUUAACGCUACUUUUGUAGCUCAGAUUUCGAAGCUACAAAAUACUCAACACAAUAAUUGGGAUGAAUACUUGCAGGCCGUUGUUUUUGCUUACAAUACAGGAGUACAUAAGUCUACGAAAUUUUCUCCCUAUGAGUUACUAUACGGUUGUGCUGCUCGUCUACCUAUUCAUAGUCGAUCUCAACAUUUUACGUUUUUGAAGCCUAACGAUUAUUUUGAGCAAUUAAAAAAGACGUUGCGUGUAUUUCAUCAGGCUUCACGUGAAAAUAUAUUAUUACAACAACAAGCUAAUCAAGAGUAUUACAAUAAGAAUCGUCUUGAUCCACAACUAAAAUUAGGAGAUAAAGUUUUAAGACGCAUAUACAUUUCAAAAGGAAAAUUAGAUCCAAAAUUUUCUCCUAUUCCAAAUAUAGUUGUUGAACUUCAUCAUCCGAUGUACGUAGUAGAAGAUGAAUAUACAGGUAUUCGAUCACAAGUACAUAUUAGUGAUCUACGACCGCUCAUUUCUACAUAA